GUUGACCUGCAACGACGAUCGGCCAAUUUCGCUGUAUCUGUCGUCUCGUCGUCUCGAAAUCCGCAGCACACCUACUGCUUGUCGCUUCCUCGCACCAAACCGUCUACUCAGCCUCACCGUCCACGGCAUCACUUGUCGUCUGGCGGUCGGUGGGAGGGGUCGACCAAAAAACCGAGCCUUUUAGUCGAGAUUAUGCCAGCAAAUCGAGUCCAGGCCGUGGAGCGCCAGGCGACUGACUGGCCGGAAACUGCCGCCUCCAAGGCAGCACCUUCAGCAGAGAUGGAGAAAGGCAAAGCAGACGAAUGGUGCUCAGGGAUGGUAUGUGCUCAACGGCCUGUCACUGCCAGGUGGAGCAUGGGACAAAGUCGGUCGACUACCAAGUGCCGAUAA
Molecule: messenger RNA, 390 nt
Organism: Protopolystoma xenopodis
Lineage: Eukaryota; Metazoa; Platyhelminthes; Monogenea; Polystomatidea; Polystomatidae
Source: the annotation of a GenBank genome assembly